Molecule: messenger RNA, 2248 nt
Organism: Acanthopagrus latus (yellowfin seabream)
Lineage: Eukaryota; Metazoa; Chordata; Actinopteri; Spariformes; Sparidae
Product: GTPase IMAP family member 7-like
Exons: 2
Coding region: 1123-1968 (281 amino acids)
Molecular function (GO): GTP binding
Source: RefSeq, a predicted model, not a curated record
AAAACGAAAAUAAAGACAUGUACACUGUGUUAUUUAGCCUCUUAUCUAACUCUGCAAAGAAAGUGAAUCAGUAUUUUCCAAAAUGUCAAACUCUCAAAGCAGUAAGGACAUAAAUGUUGGUAGCCUACAUAUACAAUGCAUUAUAAUGCAUCUAUAAUGAAUGAGUGAUGGUGAUGUCUUAAAGUGAAACUCUUGCCAAAAAGCAACCUAGGCUUUAUUUGCAACUGAAUAUGAGUCAAACCUUCAUGUAAGAGCAUAAUCAUGAUGAAAGAGGCACUUGUAAAAUUUAGCAUGGUUUAGUUUUUGGGCAAACUCAUAUUCAAUGGGAGUGCUUGGGGCACUUUUACGAUGGCAUCAAAAUCGCUAUUUUCAAAACAGUAAGAAGACUCGACACAACAUGAAACUUUGCUCGUAGUGUCACCAGGGUCUCUAUUAAUAUUUUUACAUGAAAACAAGUUUCCAUUUCAGGCGGGACUUAUUAACCUGGCAUCCCUCUCUAUCCCCUCCCCACAGCUCAGUGAUAGGCCCCACUCUGCCUCUGAUUGGUUGGCUUCUGUAGUUGUGUUCUCUGUGCUUGACAUUCUCUGGAGUGUCCAACGUGGAGGGCUGGCAGCUGCAUUUCAUUGUGAAAUGCUGCAUUAUAAAGUGCCAAUCUAAAUAAACCUUGAACAUUGAUUAUCAGUGAAUGAGACACGUCAAUAAAAAUAAAAAAAUGUGUCAGCUCAUGUUGUUGACUAGAUCUCUGGUCUCUGUCUAAAAAAGGCAGCACAAAUGAGUUAAAAUGCCCAGUCCAAUCCAAGAGUGCGUCAAAAAGCUGAGGUUAGAUUCAGCAUGUCAGAGUUUCAGUCUGAACGUAUUAAAUGAUGUUUGGAAGCCAUUCCAAUUGCUCUCUGUAAGUUCAGUUUCAUUUUCCUGGGAACUGUUUCCUGUGAGGGAGAGGGAUGGGCAGAGAGAGUUUCAUUUCUUGGGAAACGACUGAGGGGGAGAAAGAGAAAAGUGGGAGAGAGGGAGGUAUAAGUACCACACACAAGCUGCAGACGUUUUGUGAGCUGCAAGACCAGCUUCUGUUGUUCAAAGUCCGGUCUGACCUGUGUUUCCUGGUAUUUCUUUCUCUACAACAACAUGGGUUUGAGCUUAACUGAAGACUCCAGCUCUCCAGUAAUCAGCGACCUGAGGAUUGUCCUGCUGGGGAAGACUGGGUCAGGAAAGAGUACAACAGGGAACACCAUCCUGGGACGAGACGCUUUUGGCACAGACGUCUCUCCCUCCUCUGUGACAAGAAAUUCUAAAAAAGCAACCUCUCAACUUGAUGAAAGAACUGUGAGUGUCGUCGACACUCCUGGCAUCUUCGACACGUCCAUUACAGACAUUGAGCUGAAAAGUGAAAUAGAGCAAUGUAUCAUGAUGUCUGUGCCAGGACCGCAUGUUUUCCUGCUGGUGGUCAGACUGAAUGCUCGAUUCACAGAGGAGGAGAAAAAUACUGUCAAGUGGAUCACAGACAACUUUGGUGAGAAAGCCUCGAAGUACACGCUGGUGCUUUUCACUCGGGGAGAUGAGCUCCAGCAAAAGUCCAUUGAGGAUUAUUUAAACGAAAGUCCUGCGCUCAAAGAGUUCAUCAGGAGGUCUACAGCUGGGUACUUUGUGUUUGACAACACAUGCAGGGGAAAUCGCACUCAGGUGGCUGAUCUGUUUGAAAAGAUAGACAAGAUAGUGCAGUUAAAUGGUAACCAUUAUACCAGCAGCAUUUAUGAAGAGGCCCAGAGAAAAAUGAAAUCAGAUGAACGGUGGACAGAGUGGGGAAACAAUAUGAACUCGGCAGCUGAUCAGAUGUUCCAGGCAGGAGUAGUCACAGCUGCAGUUGGCAUCCGUUCGCCUGGUGCUGCCAUGGGGUCAGUUUUAAUGUUCGCAGGCGCAGGGAUCUCUAAAGCCAUCGGGUGGUGGAUGAGACCUAAAACAAAAAACAGCUAAGUUGUAUCAAGCCAUCAAAUGUUGGCAAAGUUCUGUAGUCAGUUCAUCUAAAUGCUUUUUUAUUCUCAAUCGCAAACUUGUUUAAUUUGUUGCAAAAAUUUGAUGUCUUUUCAUCACUUCGUUGAUGUAUAUUCAUACAGUUUAGUUACAGCCUGUCUGCUUUGAAACACCCAUGCCCUCUCUUUUAAAUGUGCACUCUUGUCCAGAAUACCAUUGUGUGUUGAGAACGCUUUAUCAUGUUUAAUGUUUGACUUGGAAGAAUAAAACCACUUGACGACAA